Closterium sp. Naga37s-1 is the source of this 1149-nucleotide messenger RNA. NCBI's taxonomy places the organism in Eukaryota, Viridiplantae, Streptophyta, Zygnematophyceae, Desmidiales, Closteriaceae. The record is from the annotation of a GenBank genome assembly.
AUGGGAGCAGACGCGACUACCACAGAGCUCGUUCUCAAAUCCAACGUAGAGCUCACGGCCCGCCUCCCCGCACUCUCAGGCGCGGCCAAGCUGACGAUCAAGGGCGCGUGCGGAUCCACCGGAAUCGACAAGUGCAUCAUCAGCGGGCGUGGCGCCUUCCCCAUAUUCACCUCCCCCUCGACAAUCAACACGGCGGGGCUGUUGACUCUGGUCAACCUCACCUUCCAGUACGCGCUGGGAGGCGUCUUUUCCAAGGUGCUGACGCCAGUCAACGCCAGUCAAUGCAAUUUUGCCCACAACAUAGCUGCUGCUGAUGCUGGCGGAGGGGUGCUCAGAGACAACAUCACAAUAAUGCCCGUGCCUCCCAAGCGGCUCUUCACGGGUUGCAUCUUUUACAACAACUCCUCGCCCGCCCUGGGGGGUGGCGCGGUCAACAUAGACGCCCACACCUUCAACGCCACCGGGCUCACUGACCGCGUGCCGGCUCUCACCUUCCUGCGCUGCCGCUUCAAGGACAACAGCGCGCCGAACCACCUGGGCGGGGCGGUUAGGGUGGCGGGGACGGCCAGGCUGCGGUUCGAGGAUUGCGUGUUCGAUGGGAACAACGCUGCCAUAUACGCUAAAGACGCCGCCUUCACUUUUGUUAGACCCACCCUAAACUACAACAAGGCUCUCGGCACCUCCACUCUCAACACCAUCACCGCCGGCGAAGGCGGUGCGGCCUACGCCGCGGCCACGGGACGCAACCCCGAGGCUACGGUGUGCUUCUGCUCGUCGGCCUUCCAGUCAAACACUGCCAAGUAUAUGGAUGGCAGCACGCUGUACAUGGAAGCAGGCUGGGUGGGAUCGCAGUGGGUGGCGGUGCUGUCGAUUUGCGACAGGAGCAAGCCGAGUGCGUCAGUGGUGCCCACGAGUGGAUGGAAGCUGGUGACCGGCUGCCCCGCCAGGCUGGCACGGUUGGUGGUACCCAUGAGUGGGUGGGAGUCAGUACCUCGUGUAGCACUCAGCCCGCUACCCACACUCACCUUCUACCUCAUGCUACUGCCCCCUUCCUCAUGCAUGACUUGUGUUUUUACGGCUCUCCUCAUGCUUUUCUAUCCGCAACCCCUCUGCUGUCUCCCAUCCAUCUCUCCUAUUUCCUCCGUCUAA